GGUAUCACCGCAGUCGACAAGUGUAUGGCUUCGCCCUCCCAGGGUAUCUCAUGUUUCUGACAGUCAGCUGUUGCAGGAAAGUUUGAUCGGUCUUCUUUUUUUUCCCCCCCCUUCAGCGCUCUCUUUCAGUCCUUAAUCUCUUCUAUCGACACAAAAGAAAAGGAGAAAAGUCUUCCGGCACCCAAACUUCCGCAACUAUCGGCAUGAGUUUGAACGAGCACUCGCUGCAGGCGCUGUCAUGGAGGAAGUUGUACUUAAGUCGAGCCAAACUCAAAGCCACCAGCCGCACUUCAGCCCUUUUGUCAGGCUUCGCCAUGGUUGCCAUGGUAGAGGUACAGCUGGAAAGGGAUUAUACUUACCCCCCAGGGCUGCUGAUAGCAUUCAGUGCCUGCACCACGGUGCUAGUGGCAGUGCACCUGUUUGCGCUCAUGGUCAGCACCUGCAUCCUCCCUAAUCUCGAGGCCGUCAGCAACGUUCACAACCUCAACUCGGUGAACGAGUCGCCACACGAGCGCAUGCAUCGCCACAUUGAGCUGGCCUGGGCCUUUUCCACCGUCAUCGGCACCCUCCUGUUCCUCACCGAGGUGAUGCUGCUCUGCUGGGUCAAGUUCUUGCCCCUUAAGAGCAACACGGAGAACAACGGCACCAUUAGUUCCGGCGAAGCCGCAGCCAUCGCGUCCACUUGCAUCAUGGUCCCUUUCGGAUUGGUGUUUAUCGUCUUCGCCGUUCACUUUUACCGCACGCUCGUCAGUCACAAAACGGACCGGCAAAUCCGAGAACUGGAGCAGGUGAUCCGGCUGCAGAACCAACUGGACCACAGGACGGAAAACGACGAGCUGAAGGCCGCAGGCCAUUUCGCUUGACCGAUGUGCUUGCUUGGAAGAGCUGGGGGGGACAUUUCAGCCAUGCUUUUAGUUAAAGGAAGAUUAUUUUAUUGUCUUUUUUUUUUAUCUGCACUGAAGCUUCGGCGAGUUAAUUCUCACAUUUUUGCGCGUUUUAGUCGGAAAAAAAAUUCUGUCCUUAGGUCAUGCUGUGUUUGUUUACUGCGGCUAUCACAAAGACGUCCAUACUAGUGAUAGUUAUAGCAAUCGAUGCGUCACUAUUGUUGGAAUGAAGGAGUUACAUGCAUUAUACAGUGUGAAAUUAGCUUUAUAUGCACUUUUGGAAAAGUAGGUCAGUGGCGCAAGCAUAAUUGUGUAGUUAAAGUUAAAAUACCAAUGAUUGUCACGCACACACUAGGUGUGGCAAAAUUCUGCAUAUUGACACAAGCGAUACCUGACAAAGGACAGUUUAUUCACAAUGUUACAUGUGGAAAAGAAGUGUGUGUGGAAUGAAUAUCCAAGUCCAAAGCAAAUACCUGAAGCAGAUGUUUACAGCUUUACUGUAUAAGUCUAUACAAGACUCUUUCAACUUUGGAGCAAAGGCUGGCAGCUCAGUGUAAUAUCUAAAAAGGGCAAAAUGGAAAAAAUAUCAUCACAUAUUGUACAGUCGACAACAGGGGUGCCCAUUACGUCGAUCGCGUGCUACCGGAUGAUGGAGGAGGGUGUGUCAGUCUAUCGCCAGCCAGGCAUAAAAAAAAAAUAGACCUAAAAUUUAGCGAUCAUCAAUCUUCACCAAGACGUCACUUUAUUGACAUUCACGGCACCCGAGGGUCUUCUGAGAUGACGCUGGCAUCCGCAAGCUCAGUAUUGAGAAAAAAUGACCGACAGGAAGGCGAGAAACACUUCUUAUUUCAACAGACUCUCACACCGUACCUGCCGUCGAAACUAAAAACCGACUGCACAGUUCCUGUCUUGGCAAUAAAAGCGCUGCUUCAUCCUUCCUGUGCUAACAAGAGUCCCAGAAAGCUGGCGUGCACAAGCUAGCAAGCUACGGAGUUUGCCGCCAAUGUAUUUCUUGUAAAGUGUGAAAAGGAGUAUGGAAGCUGGACAAAUAAGAUGCCAAAAACCAACCACUUACAGAAAGGAGGACUUAUUUUCUCCUCCAUUCAAAAAUGCGGAUGUUAUCAGCACUACUGUCUGGUUCCAAUCCAUGCAAGUCAUCAGAAUCAGGUAAUACACCAACUUCUAUUCUUAUCUUCAUGAAAGAAAGGAUAUGUGUUAAACAUGCUUGUAUUAUUGUUAAACACCUUUAACUUGUUAACAAAAUUGUCUCUUUCAUAAAUAAAUAAAUGUAAAUUAUAUAUAUAUGAAUAAGGUAGAUCCUCUCCACUUGGUCAAUUGAAAAGUAGCUCACCUGCAGAAAAAGUGUGCACACCUCUGGUCUACACUAAAAUCCACUAAUAAUCAGUCCCUUCAGGAAUUUGCGAUGAUUCUCACGAUUGUGCCAAUUCACAGUUUUUCGACCAAACCUCAUGAAUUAUGUGUGGUCUCAAACACACAAGUCAACUGUUUAAUCAAAACUCAUGCUUAUUUCUUUGUAUACCAAGCAGAAAAAACAUGUAACUAUGUACUGAACACAAAUAUAAACCCAACACUUGUUUUUGCUCCCAUUUUUCAUAAGUUGAACUCAAAGAUGUAAAAAUGUUACUAUAAAAGACAUAAGCCUCUCAAAUAUUGUUUACAAAUCUGUGUUAAUGAGCAUUUCUUUGUUGCCAAGAUAAUCCAUCCCCUGAUUAAACAGCAUGAUUAUUGCAUAGGUGUGCCUUAGGCUGGCUACAAUAAAAAAAAAAAGGCCACUCUGAAAUGUGCAGAGUUGCUUUAUUUCAGAGCCUGCGGGUCGGUUGCCAGGAAGGGACCCGCGAGAUGGCCUGCCUCUUAUUUACCAACAAAAAUCAUUGCCAUAGAUCGCUCAUAACAGUUCACAAAUGCUCAUAACGUGCAGGGAGGAAUGUGUUGGAACAUAAGUGAAUGUUUAAGAUGGACAAACACCAAAAUACACUUACAAUGUGCAACUUGUAGAUGACACAACAGACAGGGAACAGUAAAGAAGGCUUUCGUGGUGUUUCUUUCUGUAAUUAUAAUUAUUACUAUUAGUUAUAAUUAAUCUAAUAGUACAGUAAUUUGACUGAGUACUGAGCAGGUGAUUGUACUGCCACCUAGUGUCUACUUUUAAGUCUGUGUGGUAUUAAACGAAAUUCUGUGUUUUUAGGUUAAUAAUACUAAUAGAUUAGAUUUAAAUAGCAUUCUUCUAUCGACUAGUCCAGGGGUCCCCAAACUACUGCCCGCAGUCCAGAUACUGCACGCCAGCAUCAAAAAUCCGGCCUGCAGGAAGUCCCAAGUUGAAUAAAACUCAUAUAUAUAUAUAUAUAUAUAUAUAUAUAUA
Molecule: messenger RNA, 3264 nt
Organism: Nerophis ophidion (straightnose pipefish)
Lineage: Eukaryota; Metazoa; Chordata; Actinopteri; Syngnathiformes; Syngnathidae
Product: calcium release-activated calcium channel protein 1-like
Exons: 2
Coding region: 204-863 (219 amino acids)
Biological process (GO): store-operated calcium entry
Cellular component (GO): membrane
Molecular function (GO): store-operated calcium channel activity
Source: RefSeq, a predicted model, not a curated record